AUGAUGGCGAUGACAUUAAUGAAGAGGCUGGGCGAGAAGAAGAAGCAGGGCGUGUGUCGGAAACAGAUGGUGAUGGGGAAGAUGAUGGUGAACGUACAGAUUGUGGAGCCGCCAGUGAAAUAUCACGCGACCUGGGAGGACUGGCAAUCGUACUUCGAGGACUACUGCCAAAGGACGCUGCAAGUGAUUCCUGUGAAGGAGACCAUGUCCAGGGCGGAGCGCAACAAGAGACUCAAGAAAACGAAGAAGGGGGAAGACGAGUCGCAGUUGGUGCCCGAAGGCUUCGACCCGUACCAGCGUACAUACAUUUGCACGCACGGGUGGAAAAAGAGGAAGUCCCGCAGUGAAGGAAGUCGGCCGCGGCAGCACAUUCGCCUCACCAAUUGCCCAUUCACUUUCGUGGUGCAGUGGUAUUUUGCUCGAGGAAUGCUGACUGUUGGUGCCAAGAGGUCACGAAUCUACGAUUACCUGCUGGAGCAUGACGAAAACGUCAUCCAGAGCCACAUGGACAAUCUGGCGAGAGUCCAUGCAUCAUCUGUUUCGAACGCGGACGAUAACGACGCUACAGCAAGGGAGAUUGCAGUUUUCCAGGUGGCUGACCCUGAAAACGUUUCGACUGUGUCCGAGACGCCCUGUGGAGAGACGAGAGUGUUAUCACUCGUGUCAAAGCACAUGCGUCGCGUUUACAGCAGGUUCAGUGAGCUUCUACUCGUCGACUGCAGUCACAAGACCAACAGAUUUGUUGUUGAGAUAUGUCCAGGAUUAAUCAUGUACUGA
Molecule: messenger RNA, 777 nt
Organism: Phytophthora nicotianae INRA-310
Lineage: Eukaryota; Oomycota; Peronosporomycetes; Peronosporales; Peronosporaceae
Exons: 2
Coding region: 1-777 (258 amino acids)
Source: RefSeq, a predicted model, not a curated record